Molecule: messenger RNA, 484 nt
Organism: Hyaloscypha bicolor E
Lineage: Eukaryota; Fungi; Ascomycota; Leotiomycetes; Helotiales; Hyaloscyphaceae
Exons: 1
Coding region: 21-431 (136 amino acids)
Source: RefSeq, a predicted model, not a curated record
UGGAGGCAUUCAAGCCUACCAUGGCAUCCCAAGGCUUUCAAACGAUCUCGCAACCUCACCCCGAUACCACGGCUCGAGGCGCUCAGACCAUUGAGAUCACCAAGUCUACCAUGAUGUCUCAGGGCACUCAGACCGUUGAGGUCGCUAAGCCUGCCAUGGUGUCUCAAGGCACUCAGACCAUUGAGCAGGCUCUGCGUGCUACAAUUUCUCGAGGCACCCAGACACAAUAUGCCAAGCCUGCCACAUCUCAAGCAACCCAAACUACCAAACCUACGAUGGUCUCUCAAGGAACCCAGACCGAUGAGAUUGCCAGUGUUGAGAUGAAUCCUGCCGUCAAGGGAGAGAAGGAACAGGAUUGGGAGGACUUGGAUCUCGAAGUUCCCGUUAAGGAUACGGUCGAGGAUGAUGAUUGGGAGAUUUUAGAUGUUUAGGUGAUGCAUGAUGCACGGAUGGGGCUUGGGUGGGAUAAUGGAUUGCAUUUGGG